AUGGGGGUUUUCACUCUUGCCUGGCUUGUGGCCAUACUCCCUCUCGCGUCCGCAUCACGAGCUCUUCCCGCUCUGAAGCAAUCGGUCUCACCAACCUUCAAAAUCAUCCCCUCGACAGCUAUUGCCGGGCCUAGCACCGCGAGAUUCGUCUCCGGGACAGAAUUUGACGGGCCCCAAGUCUCCCCCAUCAACAGCACUUCCUGGGAUUGGUGGUAUUUCGACGCCGUGUCUCCGGACCUCAAGACAGCGCUCUCAAUCGUCUUCUACAAUGCUCUCCCGUCAGGCUUCCCAUUCCUGGCGCCCUCGGAUACUGUAACGAUCGCGACUCUCGACUGCAUAUUCGAGAAUGGUACCCAAUUCUACGCUGUCCUUGAAGCGAGCGAAGCGAUCAUCACGACUGUGGGCGACGGCAGUUCCGGGUGCUUUGAAGGGACGGGAGCGAGUUGGAUCGGGGCGCCAGACAUGACCACGUACCGGGUUGAGAUUAACAGCCCGAAGAACGGAAUCGUAGGCACCUUUGAGCUCCGGAGCCUGGCGCCGGCGCAUUACCCAUGUGGAACAGCAGAGGCGGGACAGAGUAUGAUGGUCGGGCCCAACAUCGGGUGGUCCAAUGCAGUUCCUGACGCAGUCGGGACCGUGGAUUUCAAGAUCGCUGGCAGCGAUUUUGCUUGGACCGGCGUCGGGUACCAUGAUAAGAACUGGAGCGACCAGCCCUUCGCUGCGAAUGUCGGGAGCUGGUUCUGGGGUCAUGGCCGGCUGGGCAACUACUCCAUCGUCUGGUUCGAUUUUCUCGCUCUCAAUGGCUCGGAAUAUGUCAGUGGGUAUGCGGCAAGGCAUGGUGAGAUCCUGACUGCGAGCUGUCGGGAGGACUCGGUCAAGGUCAGGCCAAGCGGAGUGAAUGAUGAGUAUCCUCCUGUUGCAUCCUCGGGGUUUCCAGGGGGUUUCAAUAUCACGCUGCAUCUUGGGAACGAAAGCACGUUGACUGCGCGUGUGCAUAUCAAGACGGUCCUGCAGCAGUCGACGACACUGUAUAGUCGCUGGGCGGGGAGCAUGGAGGGGAGUGUAGAUGGGGGAGAAGUCAUCUCUGGGGGCGUGGCCCUGUUGGAGGAGUUUAAGCUGGUCUAGCUGAGUGUGAGUAGUCAUUUUUGAGCGCAUUUGGAAUGUAGAGGGGAGGCGAUAAUAGAUACUAUUGAGAUCUUCUCGUACAUAUUACUCCUAUGACAGACAAAGAAGCACUUCACCUCUUUGAAGUCUUACCAGG
This is a messenger RNA of Amorphotheca resinae ATCC 22711, 1261 nucleotides long. RefSeq lists its product as hypothetical. The record is from RefSeq and is a predicted model, not a curated record. Bases 1 to 1125 code for a protein of 374 amino acids. NCBI's taxonomy places the organism in Eukaryota, Fungi, Ascomycota, Leotiomycetes, Helotiales, Amorphothecaceae. The transcript is spliced from 2 exons.